AGUAGGUGGCGUUAUAUCUAGGUGGUUCAUCUCGAGCCAUGUACCAGCAAAUGCAGCAGCCAGUCCUCACUUCAAAAAUAUGAUUGAGGAGGUGCAGCGUGCCGGGCCUGGUGUGAAGCCUCCCACGCCAUAGGAGAUUCUUGGCGUCUACCUCGAUCGGGAGCACGAGGAGAUGCAGGCUUGGGUACGUGGACUCAAGCUGAACUGGAAGAAGAACGGGGUGACAAUCAUGUGUGAUGGGUGGACAAGACCCACGAAUUUGUCCAUUAUCAAUUUCAUGUUGUAUUGUAGAGGACAACCGGUUUUCCUCAAAUCCAUUGAUGCAUCGGGUAGAAUAAAAGAUCACGAAUACAUAUAUGCUCUCCUAAAAGGAGUGAUUAGAGAUGUUGGGUCCCAGAAUGUUGUCCAAGUUGUGACGGACAAUGGCAGUGCAUUCGUUAAGGCGGGGAAGAAAUUGAUGAAGAAGUUCAAUCUCUAUUGGACUCCAUGUGCGGCACACUGCAUUAAUUUAAUGCUCGAGGAGAUAGGGAUGAGGGAUUUUGUCAAGAAGACUAUCCAGGAUGCGAGGAGAGUGACAAAAUUUAUAUACAAUCACUCAUGGUUGUUGGUUGCAAUGCGUGAGUGUUGUGGAGGGGACAUCGUUAGACCAGGCGCGAUACAGUUCACCGUGAACUUCAUUGCACUCGAUAGCUUAUACAGGCACCGCGUGGGUCUGAGAAAUUUGUUCAGAUCUAAGAAAUACAUGGAGUGGAAUCAGAGGAAGACUGAGGGUGCAAAGACCCGUUCGAAGAUAGUGCUUUCCGAUUCCUUCUGGGAUAAAGUUCAUAACGUCGUUUCCUUCCUGCAUCUGAUGUACAAGGUCCUAUGAGCCGUAGAUAAUGAGAUGUGGCUUUCGAUGGGGUCAAUGUAUGAGCUUAUGAGAAUUAUGAGAGAGGGGAUAAUGACUGCAAUCCCUAGUUCGUAUCAGUGCGUGAUCAGUAUCAUUGAUUAUUGAUGGACUGGGACUCUCGAGCAUCCACUCUACCAAGCUGGUAAGUUUGUUAAUACAACUGAGUACUUUAAGCAUCACUUCUGUUUGCAUGUUAAUACAACUGAGUAACUAAUAUUUGGGUUUCAGCAUACUACCUGAAUCCCAAAUUUCAUUAUAAAUGUCGGCUCCAUGAGAAUCAAGAUUUGACGAUGGCCGUCCACGAGGCGUUCCAACGAUUGUUCCCAGAAUCGACAGCGCAAGCAGAUUUCGGUAACCAGUUGUUGCGGUUUAGGGAUGCGAGGGCUACGUUCUCAUCCGCACUAGCAAAAGCAUCGACUGAAACGAUGAUGCCGUGUGAGUAUGGUAACAUAAUUAGGUAAUUACAUUUUUUAUUUAAACUUCAAACUAAAACAAGCUCCUCAUGGAUAUAUAGGU
Molecule: messenger RNA, 1405 nt
Organism: Magnolia sinica
Lineage: Eukaryota; Viridiplantae; Streptophyta; Magnoliopsida; Magnoliales; Magnoliaceae
Exons: 2
Coding region: 173-868 (231 amino acids)
Source: RefSeq, a predicted model, not a curated record